UAGGGAGGGAUGCAUAACACAGGGUCCACAGAGUUGAGUAAGCCCAUUUAAACGUAGACAUCGUCGCUAUUCAUUCGUGUACUGUCGUUAAUAGUAAUAAGAGCGUCGCUUUAUCAGUUGUCUCCAAGUAAAAGGGGUCUCAAACAUUUUGGGGGGGCUGACAGCGCCCAUCGACACCAGAUCGAGAAUAUAUUAUCUUUCAUGCGUGGCUGUUUUGGGGGAAAAUGGGGAAAGAUUAUUAUAAAAUACUUGGGAUUUCGAAAGGAGCUGCGGAAGAGGACAUCAAAAAAGCAUACAGAAAGCAAGCUUUAAAAUGGCAUCCGGAUAAAAAUAAAGCAGCCAACGCAGAGGAAAAAUUCAAAGAAAUCGCCGAGGCAUAUGAGGUCCUCAGUGAUCCAAAGAAAAGGGAGAUAUAUGAUCAAUACGGAGAGGAAGGUCUCAAAGGAGGAAAUGGGCCUACUGGUGACGGACAGGGUAGCAACUUCACCUAUACCUUCCAUGGAGAUCCCCAUGCAACAUUUGCCACAUUCUUUGGAGGAGCCAACCCUUUUGAGAUGUUCUUUGGGCGUAAGGCUAAUGGACGGGAUGAUGAGGAAAUGGAGGUGGAUGGCAGUGACCCCUUUGGCUCUUUCACCAGUUUCAACCUUAACGGGUUCCCUCGAGACAGACAUGUUGGCCUGGGUGGGCAGCAACGACGGAAGCAGGACCCGGCGAUCCACCACGAGCUGCGGGUCACCCUCGAGGAGGUCUUCCAUGGCUGCACCAAGCGGAUGAAGAUCUCUCGGAAGAGGAUGAAUCCUGAUGGGAGGACCAUGCGAACGGAGGAUAAGAUUCUCACUAUCGAGAUCAAGAGGGGUUGGAAAGAAGGCACCAAGAUCACCUUCCCUCGGGAGGGUGACGAGUCACCCGGUGCCAUUCCUGCAGACAUUGUUUUCGUAAUCAAGGACAAACCACACCCACACUUUAGACGGGAAGGUUCUGAUAUUGUGUACCCGGUAGGGGUCAGUCUACGACAGUCAUUAUGUGGAUGUUCUGUGACGGUGUCCACAAUAGAUGGGAAUACGUGCAACAUGAAAAUCACAGACGUCGUCAAACCAGGCAUGAGAAAGACAGUUGCAGGCCAAGGGCUACCCUUCCCCAAAAACCCUGACCAGAGGGGGGAUCUGGUGGUUGAGUUUGAUGUAAACUUUCCAGAGAGUCUCCCAACCAAUGCCAAGGAUGUCCUGAAACGACAUUUACCCGUCUAGCAAGAAGGCUGUGGACAGAAGAGGGAUGAUAUCGGCAUGCCAGUGCUCCUUCUCCCUCUUACGAGGACAAUGCGACUAUUCACAGGUGGACCCCCUUCUAAUGAAUGUGCAAUUUCAAUUUUUUUAUCAAUUUGGUGUUUUUAUAAAUACCAUGCAUGCCUCCAAGUUGAUAUAAGUGACAGUAAAAUAUGUUGUUAUCUAAAGUAAACAUUGUAUGUCAGUGGGGUAAUUCCACAUUCAUGUAUUAAUUAUUUAUAUUUGUUUUGUUUGAAAUGGACUGUAACACUUUUACUAUACUGUUAAUUGGCAUAUUUAUACGUCACACACGACAUAUGUGAUCUAAUCGUGCUGUAAGGUCUAUUCCCUGAUAAAGAGGCACAUAGGGGUUUAUGGGUAGCCUACUAGCAUUUACAUCAUUUUCCGACAUAAUUUUGUUAAGGACAGUUACCAAAGUAAAAACACCAAGUACUGUUAUUUCCAUUAUGAAAUGUGUUGCUUUACAUGUAGCUCUCCUUACUUGAAACUGAAAUUAAUAAUAAUAAAAAAAGAGAUGGCUUAGAUCAUCUCCUGCACACUCUAAAAA
Messenger RNA from Hypomesus transpacificus, 1830 nucleotides. It is a transcript of the gene dnajb4, whose product is annotated as DnaJ heat shock protein family (Hsp40) member B4. The coding region runs from base 225 to 1247 and encodes 340 amino acids. Gene Ontology annotation, cellular component: cytosol. Lineage: Eukaryota; Metazoa; Chordata; Actinopteri; Osmeriformes; Osmeridae. The record is from RefSeq and is a predicted model, not a curated record. Gene Ontology annotation, molecular function: protein-folding chaperone binding. The transcript has 3 exons.